GAUAUGAUAGCUUCCGCUACGACAGCAGCCAUGACUGGCAUGUCAGGUAUGUCGGUAAUGACACAGACUGCGACAGGUAGUGCCGCUAUGGCAUCCAGCACAGGGAUGUCAAUGGGCGGAGGCGGCAUGAGUAUGGGUGGAGGUUGCAAGAUUAGCAUGUUAUGGAAUUGGUACACUGUCGACUCUUGCUUCAUCGCCCGCUCAUGGCACAUCACCUCGAAAAGCAUGUUCGCCGGAUCUUGCAUCGGUGUGAUCUUGCUCGUAAUCUCCCUCGAAGCCCUCCGCCGCGCCGGUAAAGAAUACGACCGCUACAUCGUCAAUCAGUACUUGUCUUCGCACGUCCCGACGACCGCAGUUGCUUCUUCCGCUUCUUCCGACAACAGUAAGACUCCUGCGACCACUGCAGCCCAUACCCCAACUGCGCAGAACUUCCGUCCAAGCGUCUUUCAGCAAGCAGUCCGCGCUCUCCUCCACGUGCUGCAAUUCGCGGUCGCCUAUUUCGUCAUGUUGCUCGCUAUGUACUACAACGGAUAUAUCAUCAUCUGCAUAUUCAUCGGCGCGUAUCUGGGAUACUUCAUCUGUGGAUGGGAGAGCUUUAACGUGGGUAAGGGCGGUCAGGAUCGUAUGCAGGAGAAUGUCACGGUCUGCUGUGGCUAGGUGGUCACAGUGACGAAUUUGGGCACGAGUGAGUGCGGGCAGUAUGGACGACGUAAUGUUCGAGCACGGGAAGAUACAUGACGAAGUGUUGGCGUCCCGAGAUUGAGAGAGAUGUUUGAGCACCCUCGAUCCCCAACAUAAGGUAGUCCGGUAAUUAUAUCAGAAGGUCUUGGUGACGAAGCAAAGGUUCGGUUUCCAACAGCUUUGCACAAGUGUAUUGUUUGUUUCUAAUGGACUCAAUUCGUGACUUCGACUCGGUGGUCGUUUAGUAUCUCCAGCUAAAGACAAGUCCG
Macroventuria anomochaeta is the source of this 950-nucleotide messenger RNA. Its product is annotated as Ctr-domain-containing protein. Gene Ontology annotation, biological process: copper ion transmembrane transport. The coding region runs from base 4 to 657 and encodes 217 amino acids. Gene Ontology annotation, molecular function: copper ion transmembrane transporter activity. Lineage: Eukaryota; Fungi; Ascomycota; Dothideomycetes; Pleosporales; Didymellaceae. The transcript is spliced from 3 exons. Gene Ontology annotation, cellular component: membrane. The record is from RefSeq and is a predicted model, not a curated record.